Leptomonas pyrrhocoris is the source of this 1755-nucleotide messenger RNA. Its product is annotated as putative proteasome regulatory ATPase subunit 5. Gene Ontology annotation, biological process: proteasome-mediated ubiquitin-dependent protein catabolic process. Gene Ontology annotation, cellular component: proteasome regulatory particle, base subcomplex. The record is from RefSeq and is a predicted model, not a curated record. The coding region runs from base 421 to 1755 and encodes 444 amino acids. The transcript has a single exon. Lineage: Eukaryota; Euglenozoa; Kinetoplastea; Trypanosomatida; Trypanosomatidae. Gene Ontology annotation, molecular function: ATP binding; ATP hydrolysis activity; proteasome-activating activity.
GGGUUUCUCCUCCACCGCGCCGUUGUUACCAGCAUUCUCGUUUCCUACCAUUCAUUCAUUCAUUCCUGGACUUGGUUUUCUGCUCACUGAAACACACACACACACUCACACAUUUUCACGGUGCGACACGUCUAUACAACAGGUUUUGCCUUCUCGCUCUCUUCAGACUUCGGGCAACUUCGAAGCAAGAGGCGCCCAUCUAAAUAGCGAAGACCCACCUGGACUGACGCCAGGCACCGUUUCUUUUUUUGUUUCUUCUGUUGAAGAAGGAGGAGUACACGACAGUCUCUGCAGGGCUUUCCGUUUCCGUGGUACUUGUCGACGUGGUGCGAUACCUUUUCUUUCCUUCUCUUCUUCUUCUUCUCUCUCCACGAGCCGCUUCCCGAAGUCGUCGUGAAGAAACGAAACAACGACAGCAGAAUGCCAUCCGCCAAGGAAGUCGCGGAUGCGCGCGCCUACGCCCAGGCGCAGGAGGAGGCGGGUGACAAGAAGAAGAUGCAGAACAUCAGCGAGGCGGAGCUGAACGAGCUCGACACCCUCACAAACGACCAACUCCGCACCCGCAACCGCAACCUGCACCAAGAGGCGCAGACGCUGCGUAGCGUCGAGAAUCGCUCUAAGCACGAGCUGAUUCAGCUGAAGCGCGAGGUGGAGCUCGGCAAGAAGCGCGUGAAGGAGAACAACCGUCUGCCGUACCUCGUAGCGAGCAUCGCCGAAGUGCUCGACCUGAGCGACGAUGACGACGAAGCAGAAGAGCUGGCGGUGGGCCGCAAGAAGCCGGAGCGGAAGCAGCGGAGUGCGGUGAUCAAGACGACGAACCGCCACACAGUGUUCCUCCCCGUUGUCGGUCUCGUGGACGCCGAUAAGCUGUCCCCCGAGGACCUGGUCGGUGUGAACAAGGACACCUUCCUCGUGCUGGAUACUCUGCCCCCGGACUACGAUAGCCGGGUGAAGGCGAUGGAGAUCGACGAGAAGCCGAAGGAGAAGUACACGGAUGUGGGUGGUCUGGACAAGCAAAUUAACGAGCUUAUUGAAGCCGUCGUGAUGCCGAUCACGCACAAGGAGCAGUUUGAAAAGAUCGGCAUUCAACCCCCGAAGGGUGUGCUGCUGUAUGGGGAGCCGGGUACGGGUAAGACGAUGCUGGCCCGUGCGUGUGCGGCGGCGACGGAUGCGUGCUUUCUGCGUCUGGCCGGGCCGCAGCUGGUACAGAUGUUCAUCGGCGAUGGCGCACGCAUCGUGCGGGACGCCUUCGCGAUGGCGAAGAAGAAGGCCCCCUCCAUCAUCUUCAUCGACGAGCUGGACGCCGUCGGCUCGAAGCGCUCCGACGAGGGCAAGCACGGCAGCCGCGAGGUGCAGCGUACAAUGCUGGAGCUGCUCUCCCAGCUGGACGGCUUCGGCAGCAGCGACGACGUAAAAGUGAUCGCAGCAACCAACCGCAUCGACGUGCUCGACCCGGCCCUGCUGCGUAGCGGUAGGCUCGAUCGCAAGGUGGAGUUCCCGAUGCCAGACGAGGAGUCGCGGGCGAGUAUUCUAGAAAUUCACUCCCGUCGCAUGAAUCUGGACAAGGACGUGAACUUCAAGGAGCUGGCGCGGUGCACGGAUGACAUGAACGGCGCGCAGCUCAAGGCGGUGUGCGUGGAGGCGGGCAUGCUGGCGCUGCGCCACGACCGCACCUACGUGGCCCACGAAGACUUUGUGGAGGGCGUGGCGGCGGUGCAGGCACGCAAGAAGACGAACCUCAACUACUACGCGUAA